Amphibalanus amphitrite is the source of this 1559-nucleotide messenger RNA. RefSeq names its product calcitonin gene-related peptide type 1 receptor-like. The transcript has 10 exons. NCBI's taxonomy places the organism in Eukaryota, Metazoa, Arthropoda, Thecostraca, Balanomorpha, Balanidae. Gene Ontology annotation, molecular function: G protein-coupled peptide receptor activity. Gene Ontology annotation, cellular component: plasma membrane. Gene Ontology annotation, biological process: adenylate cyclase-modulating G protein-coupled receptor signaling pathway; cell surface receptor signaling pathway. Bases 1 to 1470 code for a protein of 489 amino acids. The record is from RefSeq and is a predicted model, not a curated record.
AUGUUUGACGUGCUGUCAAGUUACCUGUACUCGCUGGACGGCAAUGUCACGGUGUUGGCCAACGUGUCGGACGCAGCGGCCACGGCCACCAUCUCCGCCACGUUCGCCGAGCCCCAGUACGCCGCCAAGUGGCUGGGCUGCUGCCAGAGCUCGCACGCCUGCUGCAGGAGCGUGCUGCGCCGGCCAGAGAGUGAGAUCCACCGGUCGGGCGAGUACUGCCCGGCAACCGAGGACGGCUGGCUGUGCUGGAACACCACGCGGGCCGGUCAGACUGUCUACCAGCAGUGUCCCGACUACAUCUACUCGCACCAGAGGCCGUCGUGUCGGGUGUUUGCCAAGAAGCAGUGCACGUCGAACGGCACGUGGUGGGCGCCGUCGGCGCAGCACGGCGAGUUCACUGACUACGGCGAGUGCAGCAACAUGUGGCGCGGCCUGGUGCGCCAGUACGUCAACAUCGGCUGUAACGGGGUGUCGGUGCUGGUGCUGCUGCCUGCUGUGCUGCUGUCAGCCGCCAUCCGCAGCCUCCACCAGGGCCCCCUGCUGCUGCACGGCUCCCUGAUGGCCGCCCUGCUCAUCCGCUGUAUCAUGGUCAUCGCCACAUCAGUGGUGCUCAACAUCGCCCAGCUCACCGGGGCGGCCUCGGACGCGGAUGGCGGCCUGGGCUGCCGGCUGCUGCAGGCCUUCUACAAGUACGCAGUGCUCAGCUCGUGGACCUGGAUGCUGGCCGUCGGACUGGGACUGCACAACUCGAUCGCCCGCCCGUUCGCCAAGCAGUUCAGCGCCUGGGUGUUCUGCACGCUCGGCUGGGGCGUGCCAGUGCUGUUUGUCGCCGGCUGGGCCGCGGCCAAAGUCGUGCUCGAGAACGAGCUCUGCUGGAUGCUUAACGUUCACAACCUGGUCUGGAUUCUGGACGCGCCCAAACUCGCCUGCUUCUUAAUAAACCUAGGAUUUAUGAUCAACGUUUUACGUAUACUCAACACCAAGCUGGAAUCUUCCGAGGCCAGAAGGCGCUCGUUCCGCGCGGCGGCCAUGCUGGUGCCGCUGUUCGGCCUCCAGUUUCUGGUGACGGCGCUGCCGCCUCCCGACGACGUCGACUGCGACGCCGAGCAGGCCUACUACGUGGUCAGCUACCUCAUCAGCGGCCUGCAGGGCGCCGUCGUCGCCUGCAUCUACUUCUACACCAACGCCGAGGUGCGCUCGCAGCUGGUGCUGCAGUGGCGGCGGUUCCAGGCGCGGCGCGGCAGCGGCAGCCGGGCGCCGCCGCGCCGGCGCACCCUCAGCACAGAGGUGCCGGCCAGCGGACCCGUGCAGCGCCGCCAGCUGGCCUCGGACGCCGAGCGCGCCGCCGCCGCCGCCGCCGCCGCCGCCGCCGACCCGCAGCAGAUGACCGUCACGUCGCUGCUGGGAGCCGACGGGCGCGCCGGCGGCGGCGACGACCAGCCCGAUCUCGUGCAGGACACAGCUACCUAGAGCGCAGGACGUCUUCAGGACGCGGCUACCUGAGAGCUCAGCAGACCUCGUGAGACCACGGCUACCCAGAGCGCAGCAGUGUGCAGCGA